This is a messenger RNA of Symbiodinium sp. CCMP2592, 3165 nucleotides long. The record is from the annotation of a GenBank genome assembly. Lineage: Eukaryota; Dinophyceae; Suessiales; Symbiodiniaceae.
AUGGCUGCUGCAGGCAGUGGCGGGCCCAAACCUGGAGGAGGUGAAGCCCUCGUCAGCUUUGUGACGAAGCUGCCAGAUGCAUUCCAGGUACCUGAGGAGGAGCUGGUGGUGCCAUCGAACCUUGAGCGAUACGGCCUGUCCGAGGUCGUGAACAGGUUGUUGGCCCGGGAGAAGUGGGUCUCCCAGUUGGAGAAGCGGAAUUUGCUGGAGGUGCUUGGAGCCAUGAAGUGUGCAGUGUGCAAUGUCGGGACCCGCGGUGAUCUGCAGCCUCUUAUCGCACUUGGGCUGGGUCUCCAGAAGAAGGGUUGGGAAGUCGUCGUCAUUUCCGAAGAGCGCAUCAGGCCUUUGGUGGAGGAGUUUGCUUUGGAAUUUCGAAGUAUCGCUGGCGACUCCACCGGAAUCAUCUUUGAGCAGGAGUAUGCCGAGAUGCUUGCCAAAGGCAAGCUGAUGGCCAUGAUGCAGGAGACGCAGAAAAGGAAGGCCACCUGGUACGAACAGUUCCUGACGGAUCUCGUGGACAAGACGAAGGACAUUCAGAUGAUCAUCUCAGGGCCGUUGGUUUACAGCGAGACCUAUUGCGUAGCAGAAAAGCUCGGCGUGCCGUGGAUACCUGUCCUGUACGGUCCUCUCUACCCCACUGCCGAGUUUCCGAAUUCCUUCGUGAUGGAGUCGAACUGGUUCGGUUGGCUCAACCUCUUUACGUACAACUUCCUAUUCUGGGCCCUGUGGAUGCAGGAGGGUGGUCAGAUCAACCGCUUCCGAGAGAAGCUGGGGCUGUCACCGCUUCAGGUUCGCCGUGGGAUGAUGUCCUUGAUCGAGGAGAAGAAGCUCCUGGUCAUUGGUGGCUUCCACGAGGUGAUCAUCCCACAGCCCAAAGCGCCGGCUGACUGGCCAGAGUCCUUCUUCUUCCCGAAUUUCUUCUUCGUCCCCGACACGCCAGCUGAUGCCGUGCCAAGCUCGCUGAAGUCCUUUCUGGAGAAAGCUGGAUCCAGGCCGGUCGUGUACCUGGGGCUGGGCUCCAUGCCUGCCCCAAGGCCGCAGGAGCUGGUUUCCCUGGCGGAGGCCAUCGUCGAGAAGCUGGAGGUCUCGGCAGUUCUUUGUGCGGGCUGGUCUGACAUUUCCUUCAAGUCCCAGGAUACGGAGCAGCGGAUUCUCGUCACGAAGUCGGCCCCGCACGACUUCCUGCUGCCACGCUGCCGUGUGCUGCUGCAUCACGCCGGCGCAGGCACCUGCGCCGCUGCCCUCCGUGCGGGAGUGCCCAGCGUGUGCCUGCCUGUGAUGCUUGAUCAGCCCAACAAUGCCAAGAACCUCACUCGCCUGGGUGUGGCUACACCGCCGAUUCUUUUCCAAGAUGUGGCAGCUGGCGUGGACCGCGUGGUGGAGUCGGUGCUCUUCGUGUCUCAUCAGUGGCAGAGUUUCGCACACCCCGAUCCUGAAGGGAAGCAGCCAGGUAGAAUGCAGCUGCGGGUGCUGCAGGAAGCCCUGUUGAACAUCAUCAACUCGCGAGUCACGGUGGAAUUCGAAUUCGUGGCGCAAUUCGAAGGCAGGUUCCGAUCGGUGUCAGCAAAAGAAGGGAAGGAGCUGGAGAGCUCAUACAUUUGGUUCGAUUGGUUUUCAGUGCCACAAACAGAAGAUGUGCCUUCUUCGCAAAUUGAAGAAGUGCGAUCCCUCCAGAUGAGACACAUCUUGUCCAUUCCGCGCUACGUGCAGUGUUCUCAAAUGUUCAUGGCGCUGGUCCCCCCGCUCCUGCACUUGGAAACGGGAGUCGCAUGCGACUACCAUAGCUGGCUGGGUCGAGGGUGGUGCAGGACCGAAAUGUGGUGCAAGCUCCUCGACCCGGAGCCCUCCAUGCCCAUCAUGGUCGCCUUCUCGGCCGAGAAGGUGGACUUCGUCGGUUCUUUGAGCUGGCUUCGGUCGCCUGUGCACGAAGGCAACUUUGCGGUGGAGUCUGAUCGAAAAGUUUGCAGCCAAGUCGUGCGGACCGCCAUGGAUACUUACCUUGCCCAUCUCCGUGACAGCGACACGGAAGGCAAUCUUUUCCGCUACUUCGCCGGCAGGUACGAAGACCUCUCAGGGUUGCCCCGCCGAGCCAGGAGCUUGGAGGACUUUCUCGAGGCUUUCCGCUUCCCUUCCUUGGAUGUCGCCCUGAAGCAGGAGGAGGGCAUUGGAGCAGUGGCAUGUGCAGCGAUGGCUGGGGACGUCGAGCUGCUACGGCGGCUCGUCGAGAUGAAGGCCUCUUUGGACACCAGGCUUCAAGGCCUUUGGGAAGUUGCCUUCCCGCAUGGAACAACUCCGGUGAUGAUUGCGGCCACUUGCGGGCAGUGGGGCCAUGCAGCCUUGGCGGAGAUGCUGAACCUGAAGGCGGAUCCCAACAGCCAUUGCAGCUCUGGAGGGGCAGCUGUGUGCUUUUGCACAUCUCCGGAAGGAGUGGAGUUGCUGGUGAGCCACGGUGCAGAUGUCAAUCUGCGAGCACUACCUGCAAAGUGCUCCGGACUUUGCGGCCAGCUGAUCCGUGGUGGAAACCUGAAGACGUGUGCCAAGUUGCUUGAGCUCCGUGCGGAUUUGGGUGACUACGAGGGGGGACUUGGUCAAACACCUCUUCAGUAUCUUCUUUUCGCAUAUUCCGACCUCCCCGAAGGCUUGGAGACUGCAAAGAUGCUUGUGGAGGCGCGGGCGGAUGUCAACCAGCGCGGAAGGUGCAGUGGAAUCUUUCGACCUCUAGUACUCGCCUGCCGUGCCACCAAGCUGGCCAAAGGGAGUCCGGCUCCGCUGGUUUCCUACUUGACGGAGAUGGGCUGCACAGCGUUUGGCACCGCCUGCUACCCACCUCUAGCAAUCGCCUGCCGUGCCACGCUGGCCAACAAGAGUCCUUCUCUCCUGGUGUCCUACCUUGCAGAGAUGAGCACCACAGCGCUGGGCACCGCCUGCCACUUCGGCAAUCCGGAGAUGGUUCAGCUCCUACUGGAAGCACGCGCUGACCCUGGCGUUCGCAAUGACCGCGGCCGCCCAGCGUAUGCUCUUGCCCGGCAUGAAAGUGUGCAGGAAGUUCUCCGAGGAUUCUCUCGGAGUGGCACAGCCGAGCACAGGGAGGCAGAGGAAACUGCUGAAAAACCAGCGCCGGUGAUCGACGUCGAAGAGGAUUCGCUGAUCGAGAUGGCUUUCUAG